UAGAGAGUAAAGUUUAGGGCAAAAAAAUAUUUGGUUGAGUGUCUUGUUUUUCUUUUCCCCAAUUCCCCGCAAGGAACCACUCGCUCUCUCUCCCGUCUUUCUCUCAGAUCGCUGCUAACUCAAUCUCUCUGCCUACCUCCGUAGCCGCCUCUGGCUCUCUUUCUCCAUCACUGCCUCCUUUAAAGGAUAAUUGUCUGAGUUGGCAGAGUCACCCAUCAAAUAUUGUUUGUGAACGUGAGGAGAUAUGGAAGAUGUUUUAACUGAUAUUCCCCCACCCUCAAGGUUUUAUGAGGAAGAUCUCUAUAACUUUACACCUCCCUUGCCACCUAUUCCUUCUCCAUUCCUUUUGUUUUCUAAUCUUAAGCCAAAUGAGCCGCUUCGCCCAACUCUUCUCAUCAUUGCCUUGUCUUCCCCUUCGCUCUAUGUUUUCCACCAUCUACCUUCUAAGGUGCUAAUUGGAAGUCUUACCCUGCCCGAGAUACCCUUCUCUGGAAAUUCCAUUGAGCCUUCUCUUCGAGACAAGUCCUGCAACAUCUAUGCCAUUGGUGACAAGAACAACUCAGUUCUUGUUGUCUCUGUUCAGUGCCCUGUUGCUGUUGAGAGGUCUCACCUUGUUGCUAAGGUGUUGAUCAGUGAACAGAUUAUUCCUGAAAGGGUAUUGGUUUUUGAUUCUAUUCAGCGCCAGAACUUUCGAGGCAGGCUUUUGCCUGAUGAACCAUUUGCUUUCAAGCUGGUGACAUCACUAGAAAGGAAAGAUCCGAGUGAUAGCCGUGCCCUGAAAGGCUUAGAUUAUCUUCCAUCAGGAAGUCUAGUGGAUGGGCUGGGUGCAGCCCUCUUGGCUAGAUGCCAGAUGAAGAGCAUCAAGGGAACACUUUGUGUUGGAUGGCCUGAAGUUGGUGGUGUUGCAGUUACCCUGGUUAAGUCUCUACUCAAAAGUGUAUUGCCUAGCUUAGAUAUAAACAUACAUGAGGAUAAAGAUUCAUGGUGCAGCCAGAAUAGGGAUCAUCAUUUUAAUUCUAAUAUGUAUACCUGAACAAUUAGGUUUUGAGUGAAAACACCUUCUUUUAAUCAUCAUUUUCUAGUGGAGUUGUGAAUUUUUGGUUUAUCAUUUUGGUUACUAGAUUGUUGUACUGUCAAUGAAAUGAUGUUUUUGUUCUUA
Messenger RNA from Cannabis sativa, 1159 nucleotides. RefSeq lists its product as uncharacterized. Bases 245 to 1033 code for a protein of 262 amino acids. The transcript has 2 exons. Lineage: Eukaryota; Viridiplantae; Streptophyta; Magnoliopsida; Rosales; Cannabaceae. The record is from RefSeq and is a predicted model, not a curated record.